This is a messenger RNA of Opisthocomus hoazin, 3156 nucleotides long. The record is from RefSeq and is a predicted model, not a curated record. Lineage: Eukaryota; Metazoa; Chordata; Aves; Opisthocomiformes; Opisthocomidae.
AUGCACAGACAAUCUAAGAAUAUAAAUGCUUCCCUGGAAGUUGAAGAAAAUGAGGACAGAUAUACUGAAGAGAAGGAAGAGGCCUCUUUACCUGACUUGUCAGAAGACCGGAAGAUUUGCAAAGUGGCUAAAUCAAAAGUCAUAAAGGCAUCCAAGAAGGAGAAUUUAAGAGAUGGGAGCCAGGCUCAGUUGCAGAAAUGCACUCUGAAAUUCACCAAGGACCUUGAGAAGGAAUCGUACCACAAGAAGGAGGGUGGUGUUGGCUGUCAGUUUACUGAGUGCUUUUUUGAUACGCUAAAAGGGGAUAUGGCUGGUGAACAUACCUUGCCCUUGAACAGUAUGGAAAAUUUUUCAAGAAUUAGACCUGUUUCUUUGGGGGAUGAAUGCUACUUGACACCUAAUAGGGACAAAGCAGAAGAAAAAUCUGAUUGUGGAGUAUCAGAGAAACAGAGGAGAAAACCUGUUGAUUUUGCAACUGUAACAAUUGCUGAAUUUGGAAUUACUCAAGAAAGUUUUACUAAACAAUCUAUAGGUAAGUCUUCAACUCCAUUAAAAUUUAGACGAAGAUCAACAAUUGGAAUACGGGGGUCACCAGAAAAUAACAGUCUUAUUCGAUACCUUGCCGAACAGAGAAGCAACAGGCAAAAAGCAGCCUUUACACAGCAGGUUAGUCCUUUUAAAUAUGAGAAUGUCAGGUUGUUGAAGGACAAGAUAGAUGCCUUUCAAACGUCUUUUAAAUCAGUAGAAGAAGCUGAAGUGGAGGCUGACUUCUCUGGACUGCCACAAGUGGAUGACGCUUCCCAGGAAGCAGGCUCUCCUCUGAACAAAGUACUUUUUACAACAGAGCAGAAUCUGGAUCAGUGGAGUGAAAAGUUCAUGUCGGACAACAGUGGAGCUGAUUUGAAAGAAAAUUUAAGACAAAAUUUGACCAACAGCAGUAAGUCUGAUACCAAGAUGGGCAGCAUCUCGUCUUCACGCCAGGAUGUGGCCGUCACUGAACCUGUUGCUGCCAGUACAAAGGAAUGGAUUUAUGAGCAACAUAAUCCUACUGAGUCAUUGGAGGCUGUUCUAAUUAGAGAUAUCUUAGAAACAGGCCAUGUUUGCAGUUCAGAUCACAUCACUACAGACAUUAGAGGUAACAUUGUAUCCGAUCUAAGCGGAAGGAAAGUUAGUUUUGCAGAAGAAGCAAGCCUGGAAAUAUUUGAUGAAAGCAAGCUACCUAUCACACCACUACGAACAGGAAAUAUUUCAUUAAAUGAACAUACACAGAAUGGCUCCCACCUGCGAUCUGUAUUGAAGAAAACGCCAGUGGAGCAACUAGUGGAUAGCACGCAGGAAUACCCGAACGAUGCAGUUGACAGAGGAGGAGGUGAAUCUCUCGCUGUCUCCAAUUGUGCAGAAAUCUUUGAAGAGCUGCAGACAGAGAAAACUGAAAGACGUAGCUCCGAAAAGCCAAAGAAAAAAAGAGUUACAUUUGGAGAAGUUCUAAGCCCAGAAAUAUUUGAUGAAACUUUGCCCGCAAAUACUCCAUUGCGCAAAGGAGCAACACCAGUUCGUCAUCUGGGAUUACAAAGUAAUAGUCUUUUUGCAAGGUCAAGUCUCACUGAAGAACCAUUAUCCCAGCCGAACUUUGAUUGCAGUGAUGAAUGUGUUGAGCCUCUUCAAGAAUUAGUGGAGGGUUCUGUUGCUGCUGAAGAUGUCUUACCUGUUGAAAGUGCAGAAGCAGAAACUGACAAAUCUGAUAUAACAACUCAUUUUUCUACUAGAAGGAAGUGUAGCACCAUUUCAGAGGGGAGUGAUUUUAGCACCUCAAGAGCCACAAAUACUAAGAAUGCUAAAGAGACUAAAAAUCCAAGAAAGAAAAAGAUUCAAAGACAAAAUCAUGAAACCACAUCUGCUACCAAAAAGACACAAAAAAUAAAACGUACAGGCUAUGGGAAAAGAAGAAAGAAAAAAGUGAAAAAAUCUUUAUAUGGGGAAAGAGAGAUGGCUUCUAAGAAACCUCUUCUCAGCCCUAUCCUUGAAAUUCCGGAGGUUUUCUCUUCUACCUCAUCUCCAAACUCACCAAAGGCAAAUGCGUUUUUUUCAGAGGAUGUAUUUUUAGAUAAUGCCAAAUCCAGAAAUGCUCGCCAGGAUGUUCAACAGAAGCCAGUGCUUGAAAGAAAAAGAGGGAAAAAGUUCUGGGCAGUUGAUGCGCAUUCAAGCUCUAAGGCCCACCUGGACAGUGUAGAAGCCAGCAGCUCCAGCGAUGCAGUGCUUCAGGGGUCGGAUGGUGAUCUGAAGUCUGUUGCUGGCAUUGAUCAUGAGCUUAUAAACAUUGUGCCAGAUGCGAAAUGUGUUUCUGAUACACCUGACUAUUUCCAACAAGACAAAGAGAUUGCAUAUGUAAAAGAGGCAAAAGAAAGUGAUUCCUUAUUAGAAAAUGAGAAAUUACGAGGAAAUCUCCUAAAUAAGGCAGAGUGGCUAACGGGGCUAGAAUUUCUGGAACAGCAGGACACAGGUGUACGUGAGGGUGCCCAAAGAACUCAGUGUCCGCAAAAAGAUGCUGUAAGAGGUAGUCCACCAAGAAGUAGAAGAAGAAGAAGUAGUGCCAUCUAUAUUCCUCCUGUUGAAAAAGUGGAAAUAACUGGAAACAAUCUUCCAGUUUCUGCUUUUAAUGUGGAAGAAGUUUUAUCUGCUCCUCAGCUGAAAAGUGACUCCAUACAGCCUUUUAGAAGAAAGAGCGAUAACAGUGGUGAAAAAAGAGUGAGGCGCAGCAUGAGAUUACAUAAAGAUGCAGAAAUUGAAGGACUUGCAUGGAUUCAAGUACCCAGUGAGACUGAAGAGAAGCCUCACCUGCUAGCUUCUGCUUGCAAAAUCAGGAGAAGAAUAAGCACAUCCAUCCUUACAGAAUCUGAGAAUAUUCAUCAUAGAGAACAAAAUCUCAUCCAGUUUUCAGCAUCAGGGAAGGAGAACAAUGACUCUGUUCAUCUUGCUGAUGGUCCCUGCAGAAGAUGGAAAAGGAAAAGCAUGUGUGUAUCCACGCCUCAAGAAACAAGAACUUGGUCUCAAACCCGGAAAACGAGCAUAACAAAUUCUGUAUAUAAGAAGGACAGGAGUAACCAAAAACACUAUGAAGGAGUAGAAAUACCUCUUGAAAAUAACUCUAACAUUUAG